Messenger RNA from Penicillium salamii, 1056 nucleotides. The record is from the annotation of a GenBank genome assembly. Lineage: Eukaryota; Fungi; Ascomycota; Eurotiomycetes; Eurotiales; Aspergillaceae.
AUGACUGUUACUGCUCCUCUGAUCACCGUGUUCGGUGCGACCGGCAACCAAGGUGGCGCUGUCGCUCGCUCGUUGGCAAAGAAUCCCUCAUUCAGAGUUCGAGGACUGACCCGAAACCCCACUUCAAGUGCUAGCCAGACACUUGAUUCACAAGGUGUGGAGGUUCACAAGGCAGAUGCGUUUGAUAAAGAUUCUAUGCUCUCUGCAUUUGCAGGUUCGUGGGGUGUUUUUGUCAAUAUCAACUCGGAUGACAAAUCCAUCAAAGAGCAUGGUUUGACUGAAUUUGAUAUGGGCAAGAACAUUGUGGAUGCAGCAGCGGAAGCUGGAGUGCGUCAUUUCAUCUUCAGCUCUGGGCCCAACAGCCUGGAGAUUACUGGCGGAAAAGUCAAAAUGAACGCUGCUCAAGGUAAAUUGACCACAUGGUUUAUGUUUGACUUUGAAACUAAUGAAUGUCUGAUAGCAAAAUACGAGAUUGAGCAGUAUGCGCGUGGAAUCGACCGCUUUGAAACCGUCAGUUUCAUCUGUGUCGCAUGGUUCUUGGAGAACUUUGCUAUCAAGGAGAUUGCACCCAUCUUCGGCGGUUUCCCUCAUAUGCAAGAUUCCGAUGGAUACCUGACCUUCGUCGCACCAAAAUGGGGUGGGAAAGAAGAUGUUCCCUUCCUCAGCAUUUCUGAAGACCUUGGAGAUAUUGUGCAAGGCAUGUUCCUUGAUCCUGGACGGUGGAACGGCAAGGUUGUUCACGGCUGCAGCGAUAUCUGUAGCAUGGACGAUGUUGUAUCUCAAUUCGAACAGGUGACUGGACGUAAGUCUCGCUUCCAGUCACUUGAUUCUUGGCAGGCAUUCAACACCCAUGGUGUUGCCGAAUUGGAGGACACCAAAAUGAUGUUUGGAAUGACCCAAGAGAGCGGAGGAAGGUACUUCGGACCGGAAGCUUCUGAGAAGCAAACUGCCUCGGAACUCAAGCGCAACACUGCAUUGGCUAUGGGCUUGCCUAAGAACCAACAAGAGUUGAUGACAGUCGAGUCCUGGUUCCGCAAGCAUUCCCCCUCAUGGUAA